Juglans microcarpa x Juglans regia is the source of this 853-nucleotide messenger RNA. RefSeq lists its product as uncharacterized. Lineage: Eukaryota; Viridiplantae; Streptophyta; Magnoliopsida; Fagales; Juglandaceae. The transcript has 5 exons. The record is from RefSeq and is a predicted model, not a curated record. The coding region runs from base 81 to 794 and encodes 237 amino acids.
AAGGAGGCAUAAACCUUCUCUUUCUGAUGAUGGUCGGGGACAAGAGGAUCAAUCAUGUACAAAUUCAGUAAAGAAUGUAAAUGGAUCCUCGAUCCAUAAACCCCAACCAAAUAAAAACUCCAGUUAAGAGACCUCUCAUAAGCCAAAGAUCCGCAGAGAAGCGUUUAGAUCAUCAGAAUUUACAGGUAGAAUGCAGAUUGAAAGACCAAGCAAGUCUAGACACAAGAACCCCUGAUGAAGGGCCAGGAGAUGAUGGCCCAAAGAGAAUUUCUGAAAAUAUAGUGGAAUGCUUAUCUAGCAUUCUCCUAAGAAUGAGUUUGAAGAAGAAUCAAAGUGGUGCAGAAAAUUUACCCUCCAUAUCGACCUCUUCAACUCGAGAAAGCAGUGAAGAAACAAAUUAUUGGUAUCCUUAUGGUGUUUGUUCAGUAUAUGGAAUGAGAGAUAUUGGUCCAUAUAAGAAAUUAUGUCACAUUGAAGCUGGCUCAAUCAACCCAAACCGAACAGAAAAUUCUGUGUUUCUACUUCGUAGAUUAAAACUCCUCCUGGGGAAACUUGCCUCUGUCAACUUAGAAAGCCUCAUCCAUCAGGGGAAGCUAGCAUUCUGGAUAAACAUUUACAAUUCCUGCAUGAUGAAUGCAUUCCUAGAACACGGAAUACCAGAGAGCCAUGAGAUGGUUUUUGCUUUGAUGCAGAAGGUAUGUAAUAUCCAGGAACUCCUCUUUCUUGGUAGGAUAAGGAUAUAUUGUAAUUUCAUUUGCGAUACUUAUAUCAAAUGCUUGAAGGCCUCUAUUUAAAAUAUGACUUUGCUGCAAACCAACUUGUAGCUUUUAACAUGAAAUGGAUAUAGGCAGUC